Messenger RNA from Sarcophilus harrisii (Tasmanian devil), 5562 nucleotides. RefSeq names its product sorting nexin 19 (gene SNX19). Gene Ontology annotation, cellular component: intracellular membrane-bounded organelle; early endosome membrane. Bases 818 to 3775 code for a protein of 985 amino acids. Gene Ontology annotation, molecular function: phosphatidylinositol binding. The transcript is spliced from 11 exons. The record is from RefSeq and is a predicted model, not a curated record. Lineage: Eukaryota; Metazoa; Chordata; Mammalia; Dasyuromorphia; Dasyuridae.
CUGAAAUAAGCAGGUUUGAGGAGGGGGUCUCUGCGGUUACUUCCUGCCUGACAGAUCCGUGACCCCCUGAGCCGCAGGAGGAGCCUGGGAAGAGCCGGGUGGGCCGGGAGUGCCCCCCAGGGCCGGGCUGGGAGCCCCCCCCAGGGCCGGGCCGGGAGCCCCCCACCCCCAGGGCCUGACGGUUCCGAGUUUCCUGCCCCCUCUGGCAGCUCCUGCUCCUGGCCCAGCCCGGGGCGUGUCCAUGGGAGGGCUUUAACACUAGAUGGCACUGGAAAGCCUGCGGCCGCUCUGCUCUGCUCUGCUCUCUGCUGUCUGCUGGCGUACCUUCCUCUCCCAGCCUGCACCUCUCGCUCCCAGCUGAUGCUGCCCAGGAAGCCGGGCCGGAGCGAGCUGCCUGGGAGCCAGAUGUUUCUGGGAGAGAGAGGCGGGACCCAGGGCCCUGACUGCUGAGUAGGCGGCCCCUCUCUCCUGAGGGGCCCUGCCGGGGUCCGAGCCGCCCUGAUCAGCAGAGCCCUGCAGCUGAGGAGGGAUGGCCGGCCCCCUGCCCUGCUCCCCGCCUCCCCCGCUGGCAGGCCCUCCUGGAAAUGGAAGGGGCAGAGGCUCUGCCUGCUGACUCUUGCUGCCGGGGGCUCCUCUGAGAGGUUCCUGGGGAAUGGUUUCAGCAGGAAGGUGAGGUUGCGGGCCAGCCCCCGGCCUCCUCCCCUGGCUCCUGCUGAGGCCCCCUCAGCCCUGACUGCUGCCUGGGGACGGCUCCGGGCCCAUGAGCCCCCGGGAGGCUUUGGGGAGCUAGCCAGGGCCGCAGGGCCGCUGUGGGAAGAUGCCUUCCCCCCAGGGGCCUGAGCCGAGCCCGGACCCCCUGCUGGGGGGCCGGAAGCUGAUGGCCCUGGGGGCCGUGCUGGGCUGGCUGCUGCUGGUGCACCUGCUGGUCAACGUGUGGCUGCUGUGCCUGCUCUGGGCGCUGCUGAUGGUGCUGGGGGGCUGGGUGGGCUCGCAGGCCGUGGCCGGGGUCACCGGGCGGCUGCACCUGGAGCGCUUCGUCUCCCUGCCCAGCUGCCCCGCCAGCCCCGAGGCCGAGAAGCAGCUGGAGCAGGAGAUCGACCACACCAUCCAGAAGAUCGUCCGGGACUUCGUGUCCUCCUGGUACUGCACGGUGAGCCGCGAGCCGGCCUUUGAGGAGGAGGUGAGGGCAGCCAUGGCGGGCAUGGCCCGGGAGCUCAGGAGGAGGAUGGCCCUGGUGGACAGGCGGGCCCUGACCCAAAGGGUUCUGGCCCUCUGCGGCUGCCACCUGCAGAGCUACCUGAAGGCCAGGGAGGCCGCGGGUGCCCGGGCCGCGCCGGCUCAGCUGUGGGAGGCUUACUGCGGGGCCGCUGCCUGCCACCCUGCCCUGCUGAGCCCCGGCGCAGAGCUGGCCUACGCCCGGGGCAUCGUGGACCUGGUGCUGCAGGGGCUGGCGCCCAAGCCCCAUCUGGAGACCAGGACCGGGCGCUACGUGGUGGUGGAGCUCAUCACGUGCAACGUGCUCCUGCCACUGAUCAGCAAGAUGUCCGACCCCGACUGGAUCCACCUUGCCUUGGUUGGCAUCUUCUCCAAGGCCAAAGCAGGGACCUGCGAAGAGCCCGAGCCAGCCCGCCGGGCAAAGCCGCCCAGCCAGCCGCCGGUGCCCAGGUCCUUGCCGCUGACCGUGCCAGCAGAGAGGCUGCCUGAGGCGAGGAGCCCGUCCCCGGGGGCAGGCCUGGCCCUUCCCCACGGCAGGGGGCCCGAGGGGCCGGGGGGCCGCUCCCCCGAGGUGGAGGAAGGCCAGGAGGCGCUGGAGGGGGACCUGAACGUGGAGGCCGAGGGCAGGAAGCCGGGAAACAGCGCGCCCCACUUUCUGCAGCCCGACACCCGGGGGCCCCUGUUCCUGUGCGAGGACUCGGAACUGGACUCGCCCCUUUCUGACCUGGGCAGGGACCCGGACUCCAUCAUGCUCAUGACUCCCAGCGACUUCCUCACCGACAGGCUUCAGGAUGCCCUGACUGCCCUGGAGAGCGGCCCAGAGGCCCUGGAGCCCGAGGAAGGCGCCGAGCCCGAGGAGGGCCCAGGGCCAGACCCAGGCCUGCUGGCCUCCAUGCUCAAGCCCUGCCCCGAAAUCCAGAUCAACGCGGCCGAGAAAGAAGAGGAGCAGGAAGAGCUCGCCUCCCUGGCAGCGCUGCUGGAAGGGCCCCAGCGGGCCCCUCUCCCUCGGCCCUCCUGUCUGGAGAAGGACCUGACCAACGGCGUUAGCCCCCUGGACCCCAGCCUGCCCCCGGGCUUGCUCUCAUCCUCCCCGACUGGCCCCCUGAGCUCGGCCACGUUCAGCUUCGAGCCCCUCAGCAGCCCCGAAGGCCCAGUUGUCAUCCAAAACCUGCGCAUCACGGGAACCAUCACCGCCCGGGAGCACAGUGGGACCAGCUUCCAUCCCUAUACGCUCUACACAGUGAAGUAUGAGACAGCCCUUGACAGUGAGAACAGCAGCGGCCUUCAGCAGGUGGCUUACCACACUGUGAACCGUCGCUACCGGGAGUUUCUGAAUCUGCAGACCAGACUGGAGGAGAAACCAGACCUACGGAAGUUCAUCAAAAAUGUGAAGGGUCCCAAGAAGCUCUUUCCUGAUCUUCCAUUUGGAAACAUGGACAGUGACAGGGUGGAAGCCCGUAAGAGUCUUCUGGAGUCAUUCCUGAAGCAACUGUGUGCCAUCCCUGAGAUUGCCAACAGUGAAGAAGUACAAGAGUUCCUGGCUCUCAACACAGAUGCUCGAAUAGCUUUUGUCAAGAAACCUUUCAUGGUCUCAAGAAUAGACAAGAUGGUAGUGAGUGCCAUUGUAGAUACCUUAAAGACUGCGUUUCCUCGCUCCGAACCCCAGAGCCCUACAGAAGAUCUGAGUGAAGCAGAGACUGACGGCAAGCCGCAAACUGAGGGCAAGAAGACCAAUAAGUCUAGACUAAGAUUCCCAUCUAGCAAAAUUGCUCCUGUAUUAAAUGUGGCUGAAUCACAUGAGAAGGUCUUGUAUUGCCUCCGGGAAAGUAAUGUGGAGUCAGACAUCCUGUCAAUCUCUGGGAUGGAGUCGUUCAUUGAAAAGCAGAGUAAGUUCUUGGAAAUACAAGCAGAAGAAGCCUUUGAAAAAGAUUUGGAGCAGACCCCCAAAGAAUGUACAGAUGACAGUAGUGAGGGCCCCUCAGAUAAUGCUGCUUCAUCUCAAGAUGAGAGCAACAGUGACCAAGAAUCAGAGACAGAGUUAGCUGACACAGCCCUGGAUCUCCUUCUCUUGCUGAUGAUGGAACAGUGGAGAUGGCUAUGUACUGAGAACAUGCAGAAAGCCCUUCAUCUUCUCUUUGGGACCCUGAUACAGAGGUGGCUGGAGGUACAGGUAGCUAAUCUGACAUGCCCCCAGCGCUGGGUCCAGUAUCUCCGGCUCCUGCAGGAGUCCAUCUGGCCGGGGGGCACUCUGCCAGUGCUGCCAAAGCCAUUGAGAACACAGGAGCAGAAGGAGGCUACUGAGGAGCAAGCUCUGCAAAGCCUGAUGGGAGUCCUGCCAGACUUGGUCGUGGAAAUCCUUGGAGCAAGCAAGUGCCGCCUAAGCUGGGGUUUGGUCCUUGAAUCUCUGCAGCAGCCCCUCAUCAACAGGCACUUAAUUUAUUGCCUCUGGGAUAUCAUCCUGGACUUCCUGGAUCUCAGUGCCUCUGCUGAAGAGUCUAUCACGACCACCCCUGCUCCGGACACACCAAAUAAUCCCAGAAGGAUGGGGGUCUCCCCCUGACUGCUGAGCACUCCUCACAAGUGUUCUGGACAGGACUGGAGAAAGGAGAAUAAGCUUCUGAGUGCUAAUGUUAUCCCAUCUCCCUGGGAACCAGGAUGAGAAGCUUAUGUUCUCAGCACUUAUAGGGUGAGAGCAACAGUGACUGAGAAAUCUUGUGGCAUAGUUAGUAUCCUCAGCAGCCAUGUGUAUUAUUGGCAAAGGGUCAUUCAAAUUUGCAGUUAGGGAUGAAUGUGUCACCUGCGUGUCCAUCUACUUCUACAGUUCCUCAGUCUCACAACCAGUUGAUUGCAGAUAGUGAGUGGAGCCUGAUUUCUCUAGAAAAAUCCUGGAAACUGAAGAAGGGGUAGAGUCAUACAUCCUCUUCCAUCCCUUUUUCUGCCAGUCCCUACCAUGCAAGGUUGACGUCUGAUUAUCACUUGUCCCUUUGCAACUCCAUUGUCAUAGGGGUUCUGGACAAAGCAGAGGGAAACUAUUGCCAGGCUCUCUUAGGGAAGAGACUAGUUUUUCUGUCUCUGAAACUUUUCUUCCUCCUGAAAAGAAAUGAAAUGCAGGACAAUGCCAUCAAGUAGCAGGGAAGUAUAUUCAGUUGUCCCAUUUGGUUUCUUCUGUUACCUUGAGAGAGAAGAGAGGGAAGGUCUUUUGAUUCCCUGCUGCUGGUUUCUUGGCCAUGUCCUCAUGCACAAGGGAGGAAACUAGAUCACCUACUUGGAUAGCAUCGUUCUUCCUGUGCUGAACUUCUGGUGAAUAACCUGAGGCCUCCUCCCACAUCCUUCCUGGUAGGACCUACCCUUUGGCUUUUUAUUUUUUUAGUCAUGUCUGCCUCCUCAAAAUUUGGGAGGAUGCUCAAGUUCCAUCUCCCUAAACCAGAAGUAUGAGAGGAAGGAACUUCUUGGGUCAGCACUUAGGGAAGAGAAAGAAAAAUCUUGUACAAAGUUAAGGAAAUAUAGGUCCUUCUUAUCCUGAGACAUUUAAGGAACUGGAACCAAGAUCCUGUGGGGUUUUAUCUUCACCCCAUUCUAAAGGCACUAUUUUUUUUUCAGGCACUAUUUUUCAGGCAUUUAAUUACACCACAAAAGCUUUUCCACUUCUUGUUCACAGACAAAGAAAUAAAACUGACCUACAAGGUCAGAUCUUUAUCCUGUGAUUAAAAAGCCCUGUAGUUUGUCAAAAAGAAGAGAUGAGUCAAAAGGAGAAAAAAAUGUAGAAGAGAAAUGAGGCAAAGGGAAAAAUCACAAAGGGAAGGACUAUGGAUUUAGAAUUUAGAAGGAGAUUUGUAGGUCUUCUGUUCAAAUCCUUUGGUUUUAUAGAUGAGAAAAUGGAAUUGAUCUAUUCAAGAUCACCCACAUAGAAAGAGGGAGUGGUAGGAUAAGAACUAAAUAAAAGAUGGAAGGAAGAGUGAAUGAUAAAGCCAAAGCAGUGGGAGAAACACUCUGCCCUCUUAACUUUGCUUGUGCCCACUGGCAUCCCUGCAUACAUAAAAUCAGUGGAAAACAACUUUCUUCUUUAUAAUCUGUCAGAUCAUCAAACUUGGCUAAGUCUUGGGAGCUUAGACUGAGAAGGACAUGAAAGGACAUGAACGCAUAUCAAAGUUAUUAGGUAGAGGAUGUAUUGCACAGGGAAGUGGGAGGCUAUGGAAUCUUUUCUGGGGAAAGUUUCAAACCACCCAUUGGAUUUUUGAGCUGUCUAGGAUGGUUGUAAGAUGAAAUUCUGCCUGAAGUCAAGGAGGCCAGAUGAGAUAACUUCAGUAGCCUUCACAUAAUGGGCAUUUAAUAAAGAAUGUAAGUGUA